Messenger RNA from Olea europaea var. sylvestris, 747 nucleotides. Its product is annotated as ETO1-like protein 1. Bases 346 to 717 code for a protein of 123 amino acids. Lineage: Eukaryota; Viridiplantae; Streptophyta; Magnoliopsida; Lamiales; Oleaceae. The record is from RefSeq and is a predicted model, not a curated record. Gene Ontology annotation, biological process: negative regulation of ethylene-activated signaling pathway. Gene Ontology annotation, molecular function: protein binding. The transcript is spliced from 3 exons.
GGUCAUUGUGAAGAAGGGCUACGGAAAGCUGAGGAGUCUAUUAGUCUCCAAAGAUCAUUUGAGGCGUUUUUCUUAAAAGCCUAUGCAUUAGCUGACUCUAGUCUGGAUCCAUCAUCUUCAUCCAAUGUUAUAUUGCUUCUCCAUGAAGCCCAGAAAUGCCCCUCAGAUAGACUUCGGAAAGGUCAGGCCCUAAACAAUCUUGGAAGUGUCUAUGUUGAUUGUGGUAAACUAGAUGAAGCAGCUGAUUGCUACAUCAAUGCCCUUAAAAUUCGGCAUACCCGAGCACAUCAAGGCCUCGCCCGUGUCCAUUUCUUGAGAAAUGAUAAAAAUGCUGCAUAUGCUGAGAUGAGUAAACUGAUCGAAAAGGCAAGGAACAAUGCAUCUGCCUAUGAGAAAAGGUCCGAGUACUGUGAGAAUGAACUCACAAAGGCAGAUCUAGAUAUGGUCACUCGCUUAGAUCCUCUAAGGGUUUACCCGUACAGAUAUCGAGCUGCAGUGUUGAUGGACAAUCGCAAGGAGGAUGAGGCAAUUGCAGAACUAUCGAGGGCUAUUUCAUUCAAAGCGGAUCUUCACCUUCUUCACCUACGCGCUGCAUUCCACGAACAUAUGGGCGAUGUUACAGGGGCCCUGCGAGACUGUCGGGCUGCUCUUUCAGUCGAUCCCGACCACCAAGAGAUGCUAGAACUUCAUAGUCGCAUGAACAGCCAAGAACCUUAAACCAAGAUGGGGCAAAAAGAAAAAGGAAAA